Messenger RNA from Athene cunicularia (burrowing owl), 2971 nucleotides. RefSeq names its product WD repeat, sterile alpha motif and U-box domain containing 1 (gene WDSUB1). The record is from RefSeq and is a predicted model, not a curated record. Gene Ontology annotation, biological process: protein ubiquitination. Gene Ontology annotation, molecular function: protein binding; ubiquitin-protein transferase activity. The transcript is spliced from 14 exons. NCBI's taxonomy places the organism in Eukaryota, Metazoa, Chordata, Aves, Strigiformes, Strigidae. The coding region runs from base 950 to 2410 and encodes 486 amino acids.
CCCACGUGCAGCACUGCCUCCAGCUCGGGGGCCCAGCGCCGGCCAGACUGGAGCUGUUGGAGCGGGGCCAGAGGAGCCCACGACAGCGACCGGAGGGCUGGGACCCCUCUGCUGGGAAGAAAGGCUGAGAGAGCCGAGGGGUUCAGCUGGAGAAGAGAAGGCUCCGGGGAGCCCUGGCUGCGGCCUCUCAGAGUGUAAAGGGGGAGCAUAAGAGACACAGGGAAAGGCUUUUUACUGGGGCCUGCGGUGACAGGACAAGGGAGAGGGCGGAAUGAUUUUGAACUGCAAGAGGGCGGGUGUAGGCUGGGUGUGAGGAAGAACCUUUUCUACCCUGACAGAUUUGCCCAGAGAAACUGUGGCUGCCCCCUCCCUGGAAGGGUUCAAGGCCAGGUUGGACGGGGCUUUGGGCAACCUGGGCUGGUGGAAGGUGGCCCUGCCCGGGGCAGGGGGUGGCACUACAUGAUCUCUAAAUUUCCCUUUGACCCAAAGCAUUCUGUGAUUCUGUAUUCCUGGUGCAACACUAAUUAAUGCUUUGACUGUCUCCUGCAUUGCCCAUUUACUCCAUUGUCUCUAGUGCAGGUGCAGAUAAUAACAAAUAUAAGCAGUGAACUUCUUAGUGUAAAUUAAAUAACUAGAAUAACAUGUUUUGCCGCUGCUCUAAAACCAAGUAGUUACUGUGUAAUCUGCAGAAUUGCAGGUUAACAUUAUAAGUUUAGAUACGUUAAUUCUAACCAAGUCAUAACCCCCUUAUCCCAUUACAGAGAUUAAUCGCUGAUUUAAGUAGAAGAUUAAACAGCGCUUAGAUGAAAAUUCUGCCUCUGCAAAUGAAUUAAUUUUUUUUUUCCCGGAGAAUGUUUCUUGUUAAGGUGGUAUAUUUCAUUUAUGAAAUAGGAGAGAUAAGUCUAACUGUUGAACUUUUUUUCAGAUAUUUCUGUUGAAAGUAGAUAAAAUGGCAACAUUAAUUCACACUUUAGCAGAUCAUAGUGAUGAUGUCAACUACUGUGCCUUCUCAUCAUCGUGCUUGGCUACUUGUUCCUUGGACAAAACAGUUCGUGUUUAUUCUCUCAAGGACUUCACUGAGCUUCCAUACUCGCCCCUGCGGGGUCACACAUACGCGGUGCACUGCUGCUGCUUCUCUCCGUCAGGACAGCUCUUGGCCUCCUGCUCCACGGAUGGCACCACGCUGCUGUGGGGCAGCGGCGACGGGCGGCUGCGGGCCGUGCUGGGCCAGCCCAGCCGCAGCCCCGUCCGCGUCUGCCGCUUCUGCCCCCGCACCACACACCUGCUCGCAGGGGCAGCGGACGGGAGCCUGGCGCUCUGGGACACGCAGACCUUGAAACUCUACAGGUCUGGGAAUGUUAAAGAUGGUUCUUUGGUGGCCUGUGCAUUUUCUCCUAAUGGAAAUUUCUUUGUCACUGGAUCAUCAUGUGGUGAUUUAACCAUUUGGGAUGAUAAAAUGAGAUGCCUGUAUAAUGAAAAAGCACAUGAUCUUGGCGUUACCUGCUGUGAUAUUUCUUCACAGCCAAUUUCUGAUGGUGAACAUGGAUUCACAUACUUCCAGAUGGCUUCUUGUGGUCAAGAUAAUCAGAUCAAACUCUGGCUUAUUUUGUUUACAGAUGUCUUAGGUGUUGAAUUAAAAUAUAAAUGCACCUUGAGUGGACAUUCUGCCCCAGUUCUGGCUUGUGCAUUUUCUUAUGAUGGGCAGAUGUUAGUCUCAGGGUCUGUGGACAAGUGUGUCAUAAUACAUGAAACUAGUACUGCCAAUACCGUUCAUACUUUGUCUCAGCAUACCAGAUAUGUAACAACUUGUGCUUUUGCACCGUGUAGUCCCUUACUUGCCACAGGUUCAAUGGAUAAAACUGUGAACAUAUGGCAGUUGGACCUUAGGCAACCCUGUGCAGGAAAUACUGUAGAAAAUGAAUCUAAGAUGGCUGUUGAGGACUGGUCAGAGGACGAUGUUUCAGCCUGGCUUUGUGCACAAGACUUAGCAGACUUUGUUGAGCUUUUCAAAAUGAAUAACAUUGAUGGCAAACAACUACUGAAUCUUACUAAAGAAAGUCUGACUAAUGAAUUAAAAAUUGAGUCUCUAGGCCUGCGCAGUAAAGUCCUCCAGAAGAUUGAAGAGCUGAGGAUGAUCUCUGUUCCUCUUGCCAUCCCUGACGAGUUCUUAUGUCCCAUAACAAGAGAGCUUAUGAAGGAUCCUGUCAUUGCAGCAGAUGGCUACUCCUAUGAAAAGGAAGCAGUGGAAAACUGGAUCAGCAAUAAGAGACGAUCUAGUCCCAUGACAAAUCUUCCUCUCACCUCCCUCAUGCUUACACCGAACAGGUCACUGAAAAUGGCCAUCGCUCGCUGGCUGGAGACUCAGCAGAAACCCAGGGAAACUACUCAAGAGUUAACCGAAAGGAAAUGACACAGAUGAAGGAAAUAAUUAUAUCAGAAACAUCUGUGUUUCUGUUCUAAUCUGUGUUUCUCAUGUAUAUAAAUGUUUGUUAGAAAGAAAAUCUUCACUGGUGGAAGCUCCUAGAAAAUGACUGAAAAGGUGUACAUUUUGAUAGCUUUACUUAGCAGUAUUACUGCUUGAGAAAGGAAAUAGACUCACUUUUUCAAAUACAGUUUCCUUAAAAUUUUUACUGUAGUUACAUGUUUUGAGUCUUGAUUUUGCCAAGUCAGGCUUUCAGAGAAUAAGAAGUAGCAAAGUAUAUACCCCCUAUUUGGUUUUCUAAUUUAAAAAAAACUAAAAUGUGUCUUUCUCUGUUCCCUAGUACUGAACAUGCAGUUGGAAAAGUUGGGAGAGAGUUUCUGCUGUAACCACAGCCCACAGGUAUAUUAAUAAUCUUUAUUUUGUAUGGAAAAAAUACAGUAGCUGUGCAAAAAUAGAACUACAGGACAAGACUAAUAUAGGACUUGUACAAAGUAUCAAAGAAACAGUAAACAAUAAAUAAGCUAAAGCAUAAUGAUGCAAACUCAAAAA